AUGGUUCAAAUAUCCAAGCAGUCGAUAAGCGACAAUAAGAGUCGCAGCCGCCCUGACAUUACAGUCUUGAAAACCCCCUCGAAUGCCACACCCAUUUCCAUUGCCGGUCAAGGAUGUUUUGCCAACAAUGGUUGCAAUCGUUGCUUGGUGAUUUUGGUGACCUUUUUGUUUGGGAUUGCCAUUACCUACUUGGAUAUCUUUCCGGAUUUAAAAGCCCGAAAAGCUGCAGCAGCUGGUGGUGGAAAUGGUGGAAAUGGUGAUGUGAUGAAAGUCCACAAUCUCAAAGGAAGCGGCAAAUCGUCUUCAGGAGGUGGUGAUCCAUCCAUGAUCUUGUCGCCGAACGAACUCAAGAACAACAUUCAAUCCAAAAACAAACCACAAGACAAUAAGGAAAAGAACCAGGAUGGUAAGAAAAAGGAUACCUCCAAGGUCAUGGACAAGGAAAAGAAGAGUAUUUAUGACGACAAUUGGGAUCCCAAGCACAAUUGCAAUUACGAGUGCAAGACGGAUCGACUGGCCAAUGAAAUUAAUCUGUAUGCAGGAGAAGCCUUGUGCAAUCACCAAUAUAGAUUUGGAAUGACCCAGGGUGGUGACUUUGUGGCGCAUGACUGCGAUUCCAAUGUCAAGCAAGUCUUUUAUAAAAACAACAAGGGCGACAAGAUUAAGAAGGGUGAGAAGGUCUACUUCAAACUCAAAGAAGAUGGUACCAUGCGGGUCGUUUCCAAAGAGGCUGACAAAGAGAAGACCAUUCUCUAUGAACAGAAACCAAAGCGAAAGGUCUAUUCCCAAGCGCAGUGCUUAGAGAAGCCAGCAUUGCCAUGCCCCUACCUACACUUGCGAGAGACUGGAUUGGUCGUCCUCAACUGGAUUGAUCAAGAGACGAACGAUUGGAUGGAUCGAUACGUCGAUCGAAUCUAUCCCGAACUGUAUCCCAAGGAAGGAUAA
Cylindrotheca closterium is the source of this 945-nucleotide messenger RNA. The record is from the annotation of a GenBank genome assembly. Lineage: Eukaryota; Bacillariophyta; Bacillariophyceae; Bacillariales; Bacillariaceae.